This is a messenger RNA of Linum trigynum, 1755 nucleotides long. Lineage: Eukaryota; Viridiplantae; Streptophyta; Magnoliopsida; Malpighiales; Linaceae. The record is from the annotation of a GenBank genome assembly.
CCUCGUACAAUCAUUGUCUAUUUUCGUAAUAUUGUAACAUAUUUUUCAUAUUUUGAAUACAUAUAUUUCAUAUCACCAUGAUACAAAUUUUUUCACCCAAAAUUAGAUCAAUUACACUCUUCUUGUGGCUAUCAUUUGAUUGGUUAAUACUUAAUUGACACUAGCUACAUUGAUAUGCUCUAACGCAGGUUUGGGCAGAGGAGGAAGCUCGACUCUAGGGCCCGGAGGCAGUUCAGGCUUGGGAAGCUCCAGCAUCACAAAACGUUAUGAUAAUUUUUAUGUUUUAUUUAUUGUUAUAAUGAGGUGAAAUUUAUUGUUAAUUAUUUUUUAUUUGCAACGUUAAUUAUAAAGGUUGACUUUCACAUAAAAUAAAGUUAAUAAUGGAGUUUGACGGUAGAUGAUAAUUAUAAAUGAAAUAAAAUAAUUUUAAUAGUAAAUGUGAAAUAUUUUAGUAAACCCAAGUUACCGUAACUUACAAUUUACCCAAUAAGUAGUGGACCAACCUAUUCUCUACCUCUUAGCUUUCUACAAGUUUAACCUAACUAAUAAUUGUGUAUAAGAAGGAAAUGAAGACAUCCACAUUUUGAGAUCCUAAAACCAAGCCGAUCCCAAAGUUUCUCCUAAUGAUUUAUCUCAGUCAAAGACAUUCCCCCAUCUUUUCCGCAUCAAGGCAUCUCAACCCAAAAUAUAUAUAAAUAUAACCUCUCUCAAACCCAAAACAAAAUUCCAAAUAAUACUAAUUACCCCCACAAAGAACACAAUUAAGAAAAAAAUGAUACGGAGCACAAUCUUCUGCAUCCUCACACUCUACCCCAUCUCCUGCAUCCAAGCGACACCGAGCAUCCCAAACAUCCUGGGCAACAACCUCAUCGACCAGACAUGCAAGAAAACCCCCUACUACGACCUCUGCAUCCAGACCCUCGUCUCCUGCCCUGAGUCCUUCCACACCGACCUCGAGGGCCUCGCCAAGAUCACGGUGGGGGCCAUCGCCCAGAAGGCCUCCGCCGCCCUGCGCCGAAUCGAGACCAUACUCACCAAGAAGGAACAUUCCAAGCCGGCGGUCAGGGAGGCUCUGAAUGCGUGCGCCUCAAGGUACCGUGCUGUGGUGGAGCAGGACGUCCCCGAGACGCUCAUGUCGCUGAGGACAGGGAACUACAAGUUCGCCAGCCGGGGGACGAAUGAUGCUGCCACGGAGGCCAUGUCGUGCGAGGAGGAUUUCGCAGCGGGGGAGUCGCCCUUGUCCGACUUGAACGUGGCCGUGCAUGACGUGUCCGUCGUGGCGGCGGCCAUCGUUCAGGCUGUGAUAGAGAGCUGAUGGAGUUUGGGGAACUUGAUUUUUUUUUCUUUUCUUUUGUUGCUUUUUUUUGUGAGUGUUCUUGUUUACUGAUUUGGUGUUUGAAGUUUUGAUUUUGGAUUAUUUUGGUUUGUUUGUUUGUUUGUAGUGAGUAGUUUUGUUGUGUUCAUGACAAAUUAUCAUGCAUGGUUGGUGUGUUUGCCUAGUUAAAUGAAUUUCUUUCUGGUUUUGGCCUCUUGAGUUACGUUGUUGGUUGGAAUUCUUGAUUUGCUAUGUUGGACAUGAUUUUGGAUGGUGAAAUCUUGAGAUGGGUUGAAUUACUUUUAUUUAUGAAAAUGUGUGCAAUAACGGAACGGAUAGUAAAACCAUUCACAAAAUCACGUAACGAUCACUAACAUACGAUGAUCAAAGAGAGCAACAACAACGUUGUGUACUUGGUGGUAUAAAGUGUCCCUUAUGAG